Molecule: messenger RNA, 549 nt
Organism: Penicillium cosmopolitanum
Lineage: Eukaryota; Fungi; Ascomycota; Eurotiomycetes; Eurotiales; Aspergillaceae
Exons: 1
Coding region: 1-549 (182 amino acids)
Source: RefSeq, a predicted model, not a curated record
AUGCGUUCCGUCCUCAUCAGCCUUAUUGCAGCCUUGACGGCUCCUAUUGUGGCUGCUAUCCCAUAUCCUGACAUCUCCAACACCGCGAAAGACAUCCUGACCCGAAAAGGAUCCCAAUCCGGAUUGAUCACGCGUGAUGAUAUACCGAACGAGGAGAAGAUCGGGUACCUGAUUUUCAGCCACGGCUGCUUCGCUGCAGGCAGUGGUUUUCCUCAAUGCAGAGACCUGUAUACUAUGAAAUGGGGAAAAGAAGGGGAAUACAAGUCUUGCAACGAUGACUCUGUGGAUUCAGCCUUCGAAGAAUACUGCAGUAUCAAGGGUUCAGAUGAGGUUAAAGUCGAUACUCCUAUGGGGGAAGGCAUUUUUCAGCCAGACGCAGAUCACUGCGGGAAGGGAGGGGGUCCAGAGGGCUUUAUACUAACGGCCUUGAACGAUAUUUCCUCGAGCGGGUACGAGUGUGUGAAGGACGACCAUCAGUUCUCGGAGAAUUGUGGAUUUACAUGGGCCAGCGACUCGGAAAUGAAAUGCACCUAUAAAGGUCAGCUUUGA